Messenger RNA from Antechinus flavipes (yellow-footed antechinus), 1437 nucleotides. Its product is annotated as fibronectin type III domain-containing protein 9-like. Lineage: Eukaryota; Metazoa; Chordata; Mammalia; Dasyuromorphia; Dasyuridae. Bases 559 to 1257 code for a protein of 232 amino acids. The transcript is spliced from 2 exons. The record is from RefSeq and is a predicted model, not a curated record. Gene Ontology annotation, molecular function: protein binding.
CCCUACCCCCCUUUUUUCUCCCUCUUUCCUCCCUUUCUCUCUCCCUUCCUCCUCUCUUCUCCCUUCUCCCCCCCACCUCCCAAUUACUCCUUCCCCUGCUGAUGUCACUGAAAUGCUAAUGUUUUUCAUUUGGAGUAUCACUAAACUAUACAAUGUGAUGGGAUGCUCAGGGAAGAAGAGAGCUGUCCUAGGGGCAGCCAGAGAAUGCCAGCAUUUCUUGGUGGUGGUGAGAGGGGAGUGUAUCUCGCGAUGAGUGAAGCAACUAGACUACUCAGGAACUACAAGCUUACAGAUUAAUACAAGUAAGGACAGAGAUACAGUGUUGCCUGGCAUCUCUGGAAGGAAAAAAAAUGAAUCGGGCAACAAGAACUCAAGCUCCAGAGGCUAGUGAGAUGAUGAUGGGAAUGUAAGUCUGCAAGAAAGAACCUUCCCUGGCAGCAGGGACACAGAAAAGCUAGUCUUUGCUCCCCUUUCAAAAAAAAUCAAACGCUGAAAAAAGUCUUUUCCAAAAGCACUGGAUCCUUUUAAGGCAGAACUUUUUCCUCAAGCAGCAUCAAAAUGGGAAUCAUCGUGCAAAAUGUAACUGCAAGCACUGCCAUGGUGAUGUGGCCAACUGUGGCCAGCUGUGCUGACAGCUUCUACAGUAUCAUGUACCGCCCCAAUUGGGACAGCCUGCUGUCUGGAUACUCAAGGAAGAGCUUUCAGAGGGAAGAGAGGGUCCCUGCCAGCCAGUCCUCUUUUGUAAUUGAAAAUCUAACUCCCCUGACCAAGUACAUUCUUUGUGUAACCUGCCAAUCAGCAAAGCCAUCCAGUGACCAGUGCAGAAUUUUUCAGACAAAGGAACAAGAUCUGUCCUCCGUGAGCAACAGAAAGAAGGACCUGGCCUUGGGGAUCUGGCUAAUUAGCAGCGUUCUGCUCCUCAUCAUCGCCGGCAUUCUGCUCUAUGGGUGCCUGAACAUAUGGUGCCGUAAGAGGCAAGAACAGAACAGAGAUCUAAAUGGAAUGCCGCCAUCAAAUAGGAGAGAAGGCUGCAGAAAUCACGGUGGCAGGGAGCAGGGCGACCUGGAGAAGUCCAGCCAGCCGCUGGUUCCAAACCUUGAAGACCAACAGGCUGAUGAAGUCCAGCUUGAAACAAUAAAAGAAAAUCUCUCAACUCCUCUGGAACCUCCUCUGCUGAAAUGUAACCACCAACAGCUGUUGUCAGUGGCAGGCCAGACACCCCAUGUUCCUCAGCUAGGAGAGGGGAUGAUUUUGUAGGCACAGGAGUUCAAGAGCCUCAAUCAACCGCCAAAUCAUCCACAAGUAUUUAAGUGCCAGCUCUGUGUAAGGCACUGGAAACACAGAGAUGAAGAACAAAACCAUUCCUACUUGCAGUGAACUUACUUGGGGGGAAGACAUAAAAAGUGCAUACAAUAUAAAUAUAUUUAAUAAAUCCGA